GACAGCCAUAUUUGAUUCGAUUAUGCUGUUCUGGCUGCGACAACCAGUUUAGCCAGUUCUUGAUUUUCAAAAAAAAAAAACGGUGUCAUUUCUUGUGUACGAGGCCAGCCUUUAGGUUCAUCUCCGACGAAAUCCAGCUGCAUUCACAGUAACAACAGUUUAUAACCUGUAGUCAACGAUGAAUCCCGAAUAUGACUAUUUAUUCAAACUGCUCCUGAUCGGUGAUUCUGGUGUCGGAAAGUCUUGUCUCCUCCUCCGGUUUGCAGAUGACACGUACACAGAGAGCUACAUUAGUACCAUCGGUGUGGACUUCAAGAUCAGGACCAUCGAGUUGGACGGAAAGACCAUAAAACUUCAGAUUUGGGACACUGCUGGUCAGGAACGGUUCCGCACCAUCACGUCCAGUUACUACAGAGGAGCUCACGGCAUUAUAGUAGUUUAUGAUGUGACGGAUCAGGAGUCCUUCAAUAAUGUCAAACAGUGGCUACAGGAGAUCGACCGCUACGCCAGCGAGAACGUCAACAAGCUGUUAGUAGGCAACAAGUGUGACCUCACAACGAAGAAAGUUGUGGAUUACACCACAGCCAAGGAAUUUGCCGACAACUUGGGGAUCCCCUUCUUGGAGACGAGCGCCAAGAGCGCCACCAACGUGGAGCAAGCCUUCAUGACCAUGGCGGCCGAGAUCAAGAAGAGGAUGGGCCCCGGGGCCACGGCCGGCUCCUCGGAGAAGUCCAACGUCAAGAUCCAGAGCAAGCCAGUCAACACCUCGUCCGGAGGCUGCUGCUGAGACCCCGAAAACAGCCACGACCUGAAUCCACCCCCGAGCCCACGACCAGUCUCAAUGUUACCAUGCUCCACAGGGAAAGAACCAGAAAGAGAGGGAGGGAAAGAAAGACAGGAGGAAGACUUUGAGUGGACCGGUUUGUAAGUGUGUGUGCAGCUACAACACCAGAUCCCCACCCCAACCCCCUUUCAAAGUCAGCAAUAGGACGGUAAGCCCAUCAUACCCACAGAACACACUGGGCGGUUCUUGUUUUGUUUUUUUUCUUACUUUACCAAAACACACUCAUACUGGAAUAAAAAAAACAAAAUGUAUACAAUUUUUAACAGUGUGUGAAGUUAACCAAUGAAAGAGAACACGUGUAUACAACUUUUCUUUUUUUGUUUUGUUUGUUUUGUUUGCCCUGCUCUUCCUUUGUUAAAUGAGUCACUUUUCUAAAAACUGAGAGAAAAACCCACACAGUUGUCUUUAUUUAGCUGUGGAUAAAGCAGCAUGACUUUGGCCCUGAAUCUCCUCAGACAUAUGAAGCACUUCAAAUGAAGCACAUGCUUAAACCAGCAUCAUGCAUGUUCAGAACAGAUCACAUGCUCCCUCAGUUGCAUGUGAGCAGUUGCAGUCAUGAUGCAGUCAUGAAAGCGAGUGGCUUCCCGCUCAAACUACACACAAGAAAACGUCACCUGCUCCAACUUCACCGUGUCGCCCCUAAAAACGAUGUGCCAGUGCCUUUGUGGCAGGAGAUCUACAUGACAUUUAUGCCUUCGGUGCUCUUGUGUUGUCGGCGUAUUCCCCUCAUAUGCCCACAGUCGUGACUUCUUACUUAAAAGAAUCCACUUUGUAUGAUAGCAGUUAACAUUCCUGUAUAUAUCUAUAUUCGGCUCUGUGUGUGCUCUGCUGGUAUUCAUGAUACAAUAAGCAUGUGCUACAUUGGGAGACGUGACGUCAGCCGUGUGUUUUUCUCUGCUAAUGUUCCUCAACCAACAGCACAACCACAACAGGAGAAACGAAACUACCAUCCCAGCUCGAGAAUAAUCUAUAAACUGUAUAUAUUUAUACAUAAAUGUAAGAAGUGAUUUGCAAAUUGUGUAGAGAAGCAAGUGAAGCGAAUGACAUGAUGAAUAGCUGGAAUUAGUAAUCUCGGCACGUGAUUUGUGGCUGCGGACAUGACAUUUUUGUGGCACAAUGUCUACUAUUAAAACAAUGAAGGAGAUCUUUGAUAA
Epinephelus moara (kelp grouper) is the source of this 1998-nucleotide messenger RNA. RefSeq names its product ras-related protein ORAB-1. The record is from RefSeq and is a predicted model, not a curated record. NCBI's taxonomy places the organism in Eukaryota, Metazoa, Chordata, Actinopteri, Perciformes, Serranidae. The transcript is spliced from 6 exons. Gene Ontology annotation, molecular function: GTPase activity; GTP binding. The coding region runs from base 179 to 787 and encodes 202 amino acids.